AUGGCGGACCCGGCGGAGCUUGGCAGUGUGGUGCAAAAUGGCGGUUCCCUCCAUGGAGGCCUGUGGUUGCUGUGGAAACUCCACAGGAGCAUGGCAGCUGGGAGGGUGGUGGGCAGACCGGAUAAUAAGAGCCCCUCUGUUGCAAUUAAAAGCAGACAACAGGCUACUCAUGAUGCUAAUAAACGACGAACCCUUUUGCAAGAUAACAGCUGGAUAAAGAAGAGGCCUGAAGAGGAAAGUGCUGAUGAAAACUAUGGAAGGGCUGUGCUUAAUCAAUACAAAUCCCAAGAGAGCCUACACAGCAGUAGCACAAAUGAAAAGGAAGAUCAGAAAGCUGUACUUGGACGAUACAGGUCUGAUACUACCUUGGACAGGAAUGAAGAUCUCAACAACCUCAUCAAAGUGAAUCCAAGUUCUUUCACAAGUAACAAGGAAGAUGAGGACCUUGGUGAUCAUACUUCAGUAAAGUCUGCUGAUGACCUAAGUAAAAAGCGGAUAACUGAGCAAGCAUAUGAAAAUCCUCCAAGGGCUGCAAUUAAUCUCCCAGAAAAAAAAUAUUCCAGUGACAGUAAAAGAAAAACCAGCAAAUCAUCAUAUCGUGCCUAUGAAGAAAAUAUAACUGGAAAUACCAUCAAAACUGUUUACUCUACUUCUGAUCGGAGUAUAAUUGGAAAAGAUAUAUGUACAUACUGCAGGAAGCCCUUGGGCAUAGAUGCCAAAAUGAUCUUAGAUGCCUUGCAAAUUUGCUGUCAUUCGACUUGCUUCAAGUGUGAAGUAUGUAAAAGACCACUGGAAGAUCUGAAAGCAGGAGACAGCAUUUGGAUUUACAGACAAACUGUGCAUUGUGAGCCUUGCUAUUCCAAAGUUAAAG
This is a messenger RNA of Eurypyga helias (sunbittern), 871 nucleotides long. It is a transcript of the gene SCEL, whose product is annotated as sciellin. Gene Ontology annotation, biological process: epidermis development. The transcript has 10 exons. Lineage: Eukaryota; Metazoa; Chordata; Aves; Eurypygiformes; Eurypygidae. Gene Ontology annotation, cellular component: cytoplasm. The annotation marks the transcript as partial. The record is from RefSeq and is a predicted model, not a curated record.